This is a messenger RNA of Annulohypoxylon maeteangense, 1767 nucleotides long. RefSeq lists its product as uncharacterized. The transcript is spliced from 5 exons. The coding region runs from base 1 to 1767 and encodes 588 amino acids. The record is from RefSeq and is a predicted model, not a curated record. NCBI's taxonomy places the organism in Eukaryota, Fungi, Ascomycota, Sordariomycetes, Xylariales, Hypoxylaceae.
AUGCACCCGUCCGCCUCAGGCUCGGGUUUCUCCUUAUUCCCCACUUCUCCCACCAUCUCUGCUAGCAUCCCAACCACCGCCGCCAUCACCGAUCGUCCCGACACUGCGAACGGCGGUUCUGAGUCGGGCCGUCUCCACAAACACGGCGGACCCCCCUCCUCUUCCCACGAGGAUGGCUGCAUGUCUCCGGACUCCGGAGGCGGUGGUCCGCUCGAGGAUCAAAGAACGAAGAAGCGUCGGGUCGGAGCCAGCUCGAGAGGCGUGGCUAACCUGACGCCUGAGCAGCUUGCUAAGAAGAGAGCCAAUGACCGAGAGGCACAGCGAGCCAUCCGCGAACGUACCAAAAACCAGAUCGAAAAACUCGAAAGGCGGAUACACGAAUUGACGUCCCAACAACCAUAUCAAGAGCUUCAGGCCGUGAUACGAGCGAAGGAGGCCGUCGAGGCUGAGAAUGCCGAGAUUAAGAGCCGUCUAGCUUCGAUCAUGGCUAUGAUACAACCUAUGUUAUCUGGUCCACAAGUCGAAGCCUACAACACGCCACCUCUAACCAACAUCCCGAGCAUCCAACCUACGGAACGGUCGCCCUCUCUCCCCAUUAGCCAUACCUAUAAUGCCUCUACACCCAUCAGCGCCGCCUCUCCCGCUUCCACCAUGGUAGACCAAUCAUGGCAAGCCCAGACGACACAUCCGAGCCCACGCUUCACACAAGUCAAAAUGCUCAACCAGCAGCGGCACGACCUACUACAUGGCCUCGACCUCGGCGCCGGCGAGCAGCUGAAACUAGACUUCCUACUCGACCCCUCGUCGCGCGUGAGCAGGAUGCACACCGGUGUCGAUGGCCCCCAAGACAGUCCCGAAUACCACCACUUACCCAUGAAGCACGACUGGAACGCCAACGCCGGCACCAACAACACCACAACAAACCCCAUCCCCUCCCGAAACAGCAUCACGAUCGAAAACGGUAGUUUACAACCACAUCAACCACCACAGCAACAACACCAACAACGCAUCGAAUACGCCCCCCACCCCACCCCCCAAACCACAAACCCGGACCCAACCUCCCCAUGGAUCGGCCACACCGCGCCCCUAAAAAACAGCCCGCCAACCUGUCCCCUGGACUCCCUCCUCCUCGACUUCCUCUCCGAACGCCGGCAACGCGCCAGCGAAGGCGUCCCAGCGCGGGAAGUAAUCGGGCCACGAUACCCCUCCGUAUCCUCCCUGCUCAACCCGUCCCAAAGCGUGUUCUCGCACCCCUUAUCCAAAGUGUUCACCGACAUCCUCGCGGCGUUCCCCGGGAUCAGCACGUUGCCGGAACGGGUGGCUGUGCUGUAUUACAUGUUCCUGGUCAUGCGGUGGCAGGUGAGUCCCACGUUGGCGAAUUAUACCCUUUUACCCGCGUUUGCGAGGCCGACGCCGGGACAGUUGGAGGUUUCGCAUCCGGCGUGGAUUGAUCAUUUGCCGUUUCCGAGGAUGAGGGAGGUGUUGGCGCGGGAGGGGGGGGGGUUGUUGUUUGAUGAUUUCUUUAUCCCGUUUACGACGACGAUUAGUCUGAAUUGGCCGUACGAGGAUACGGAUACGUUGCUCAGGAGCCCCGAUGGCGGGGAGUUGUUGAUUAAUCCGGUGUUUGAGCGGCAUUUGAGACGGUUUGAGAAUUGGACGCUGGGAGAGGCGUUUGAUACGGCGUUUCCGAGGUUGAGGGGGACGUAUAAUUUGAAGGUUAGGGAUACGGGGAGGGAGGGAGGGGAUGGGCGGUUUGGUGGGGGGUGA